GUAAAGUUCCUUAUCACCGGCUAACACUUCUCUUCAGCUUGUGUCGGAUCCGUGCGACACGAUUUCGUGAUACACGUGCAAGAUGGACGAGUUUACCUGAGCGCCGUCGAUUUAUUUCGUGUGUUCGGUGCUCCAUUUGAGAUUCCGAAAACGGAACAUAGUCGAGAAAACAGGAAAAGAGAGAGAGAGAGCAGAGUGGAUGGAGAUUUAACGUUACUGUUGAAGAUGAGAGCAUUGGACACAAUCAUGAAUUCGACCUGUGCCUCUUGCACCCUCGAACCUCCCCCCGACAUCCUCCACAUACCACCACCGCCGUUUCCGGCUAUUCUGCAGCAGGGUUCUGACUUUUAUCCAAGCAGUGACAUUCUGCCAUUCCUGCCGCACCUAAAUGACAGCCCCUGCAAGCACUUCUGCGAUCGGCGCUCUGAAGGUGUUCAAUAUAUCGAGAUGCCUCAGCAAGGCACUGUGUUCGACGACACAUGGCUCCUGAUUUUGAUAUCAUCAUGCGUCGGCGUCACUUUCAUCGGCAUAGUGCUAGCAACAUUGUUCUUAAAGUGCAAAUUCAACAGGAGCGGCAAGAGCGGUGUGAUCUCCAUGCCGAACGCGGCCUCCGGCAUGCAAACGAAAAACGGUAGGGUCCAAAAUGAGGCGGUGCUGUAUCCGUGCGCGACCGACACCAUGCAAGACAGCCGAGUGAUGUGGGCUACCCUUACGCCACGUGGUACCACCAGACACUACCUGGAAGAGCACACAUACGAGACCAUCGGUGGUGGGCAGUUUCAAAAGCGCGCCUGUACGACCACACCAACCGAACAUGUAAAACUCAAGACUUACGCCGAUCCGCCAGCCGUUAGCCCGGUGCAAAGUCGGCCGAAGGACGAUAAGGCUUUCGACAACACCGCGUUCGUGGAUUACGAGGAGCCUUUGUCUGUCAAGACCGAGUACUAUCAGCUCAACGACGUCUUGGAACCGAACGAUUCCGGCAUUCUCACGAUUCAACGUGGCACCCUGCGCCCGCGUGUGAGUUCUCCGACGAGAAUCGAGCACCCGAACCUACCCCCGUUGAACCUCCAUCCCCACAAGCGCGCAUCUCGCAAGGGUUCCGGGGCGCAGCACACCUCGGACACGCUGCUGCGAAGCAGCAUCACAUCGUCCACUUAUAUUCCCACCAUAUAAGCGCCCGUUCCUCCUUCACUAACUCCCCUCCCCUUCGGCCCUUCCACGUCCCAAGUCCUUCUUGCCGUCUAUCGUGUUCUCGUCGUCGCCACACCAUUUCGCCGUUGAACUUCGCCGAUUUGCGAAACUCGUCGCCGCACCUCUCGUAUCCUCCGACACGCGCAUCAUUCGUAUCUAGUCAUUGUCAGCACGUACCACACCGAAUACUAUAAUGGCGUUUUAUAAUGGCCGUUUCUACCAACCGUGAUUAAUUUAACCGGCUGAUUAUUUCGUCGGAACUGACCAAUCCCACUCGCCAAUUCCGAUUGACGACAGAUGCAAUUGGUCAGUUCCAUUGGAACAAACCAACCCAUUAAGUUAACCAAGGUUGAUAGAAACAGUCAUAAGUCGUCAAAUUAACCCUUAUGUUCCGCUCGAUUCUAUAUAAAAAAAAAAAUUGAAAAGAAAUUUAAUUCUACAUAAGCUUUUUUAUAUCUAAUUGUUAGUACUCUAUAUUUCACGACUUUGUUUUCGUGGACUUUUCCUAAAUGGAAUAUACACAAAAUCGAAGUAGAAUACAGAGUACUAACAAUUAGAUAUAAAAAAAUUACGUAGAGUUAAAUUUCUUUUUGGUUUUUUUUUUUAUAGACCCAAGCAGAAUAUAAGAGUUAAGAGCGACGAUUAGUCGUGCGAUGUGUGUGGUUCUUUUUUAUCGAUUGAUAUGUGACGUGAUUGUGUAGACGUAGAGUAUGUAGACUCGACUGCAGAGUAAACAGCGUAUAUGUGUAUGUUACAUUUGCAUCUUACGGAAUAAAACAAUACGUAGAA
Molecule: messenger RNA, 1983 nt
Organism: Harpegnathos saltator (Jerdon's jumping ant)
Lineage: Eukaryota; Metazoa; Arthropoda; Insecta; Hymenoptera; Formicidae
Exons: 6
Coding region: 226-1176 (316 amino acids)
Source: RefSeq, a predicted model, not a curated record